AUGGGUGAUGAUCCUCCAGGCGAGGCGGCCUCCGAGGGGCCCUGCCCCGCCGAGGCCCUGCGAGUGGUGGCGGCCGCCGCCUGGCACGUAGUCUGCGCCCGCCGCUUCCCGGACUUCCCGCGGGCCCUGACCUUCCUGGAGAACGUGGCCGUGGCAGCGCCGGACCUGGUGCCCUUCCGGCACCUGAUCAGGCUGCGCCUGGGGCUGCAGGCCAAGAUUGUCAUGAACAUGUUUCAGGAAAACCACCCCCCUGGGAAAAUCUACGAUGCUAUGGAUGUCUACUUUCCAGAGAAUGAGCCCCCCCUCCAUCAUUCCAAAGCCACACCUCAGGACCUGGACAGAAUACAAAAAUCCCAAGAAAAAUUCAGAAUUUUGGUCCUCCAGUUGCUGAGUGACGGCAAGCAGAAGGAAAAAUACGUGCAGGAACGCCUGGAAGUGGAUUACGGGGAAGUUUUCAUGGAAGAGGUGGAAAAUCUUUUCUGCGAUUAUCUCCAUGAGAUGGAACAAAUCCUCCCACAGCCCCAAUUCCAUAUGAUCUUGGAGGCUGCCAGGAUCCAAACCCCCAACCAGUUUCCCCAGCCCAGUGCCACCAUUCUAAAGCAGUACCUCAGCGAUGUGGGAUACCAGUUGGUUGAUGAUGCCGAACCUCCCACCUCCCUUCCCCAUUCCUCAUGCACCCCAUGCCAGAGCGAGGGCGAAAACCCCAUGACGCCACCUCUCUCCCCACAGCUAGGCAGGAGCCAAAGUGAGGACUUCGCUUCCUGCAACUCAGAAGGGGAUUCGCACAGGCAGCCCUGGGAAACAUCUGAAGAUCUGGUGCCAGAUUCCGAAAGUGAAGGAAGCACCUCCCCUUUUCAGGGUGAAUACCAGGGUACCCAUCUCUGUGCCCUCGUCCCUACCUACCCUACCCUACAGGGACAGCAACAGCCAGUUCGAUAG
Molecule: messenger RNA, 939 nt
Organism: Thamnophis elegans (Western terrestrial garter snake)
Lineage: Eukaryota; Metazoa; Chordata; Lepidosauria; Squamata; Natricidae
Gene: TINF2
Product: TERF1 interacting nuclear factor 2
Exons: 1
Coding region: 1-939 (312 amino acids)
Biological process (GO): regulation of telomere maintenance via telomere lengthening; telomere capping
Cellular component (GO): shelterin complex
Molecular function (GO): telomeric repeat DNA binding
Source: RefSeq, a predicted model, not a curated record